Nematocida parisii ERTm1 is the source of this 1172-nucleotide messenger RNA. RefSeq lists its product as uncharacterized. The record is from RefSeq and is a predicted model, not a curated record. Bases 1 to 957 code for a protein of 318 amino acids. The transcript has a single exon. NCBI's taxonomy places the organism in Eukaryota, Fungi, Microsporidia.
AUGGAAGAAAAGCAGGUAAUGCUCCAGAAGUUAUUAAAGGUUACAUAUUUAUCUGUCCAAAAGUUUGGUAAUUCAUUAAAUGAAACGUCUCCUGAUAAAAUAUCUGAAAAAAUAACCAAACUACUCGAAUACCUUCAAAAGAAAGAGGAGGAGUGCCAGAAAAUAGAAGAAGAGAAGAAAACACAAGAGCAAAUAGAGAAAGAAAAAAUAAAAAACGAAAUGGUUAUAGAGCUGGCUAGUUUUCUGGGAAAAAGAGGGUUUAUAAAUACGGCCCAGGCAAUAAAGGAGAAGUAUCCGAUAAAAGCACUAGUAGACAUCCAACCAUAUAAAGAAGCAAAGGAAUCAGUAAAAAAUGCGCUAGCAAUAAAAUAUUAUAAAAAAUCAGGAAAGUCGCAUAACAUACCAAUUGUUGACACCCCAGAUAAUUCAGUCAGAAUGACAGUUCUCUGCCGAGAAGUUAUACGGCUAUGUGAAGCAAAAACAAAUAAUAAGAAAGAAGUAUGUAAAUUUAUAAAAAAGCACCGAGAAAAUCUGCCAAAGAAAAUUCUUUCUCUUGUGGUGCUUCCAAGUGCUUCUACUCUUUUUGCGCAUAUUGCAGAAGAAUACAAAGAAUGCGCAAUAUCUGCACCUCUGCUAAUGAGCUUGGUCUAUAAAAACAAAUCAACCAACAAUUAUUUUUACCAAAGAGUGGCGCUUGGCAUUUCUGGGUUUAUUACUCCCGUGUGCCGAGAGAAAGAAAAGGCAGACUGCCCAGGGUGCACAAAGAGUAUUGCAAAGCUAGCAGAGCACUGCCCGAAAAGUACUAGAAGUAGUAGUAGAUUACUAUGCAGUACAUUCAGAACAGUAAUUCCAUCGAACCACGCAACAUACGUAUCAAAAAAGGGGGAUGUGUUCAGUGAGUAUGCCACUCGAACAGAAAAAUUGAAAACCACACUGAAAAAGUGCUAUUUUGUAUAGUGCAAAACUAAAAUUAUCACAUCCUUAUCUCAUUCCAAUAUAUGAUUUAUUUAGUCUUUUUGGAAGUAGUUGGGGUUGGCCUUGUAUAACUGUACGUAUACGUGGGUUCCAAUAAAACUGGCACAAAGGUUCUUCUCAAAUCUAGCUCUAACAAUUCCAGAGUUACCGUGUACUCUAUGUAUGUAUCCCAUAACAACUCUUUCCUUGUAUCCAGA